Sceloporus undulatus (fence lizard) is the source of this 4651-nucleotide messenger RNA. It is a transcript of the gene MEGF9, whose product is annotated as multiple EGF like domains 9. The transcript is spliced from 6 exons. Gene Ontology annotation, biological process: axon guidance. Gene Ontology annotation, cellular component: basement membrane. Lineage: Eukaryota; Metazoa; Chordata; Lepidosauria; Squamata; Phrynosomatidae. Gene Ontology annotation, molecular function: extracellular matrix structural constituent. Bases 287 to 1993 code for a protein of 568 amino acids. The record is from RefSeq and is a predicted model, not a curated record.
GGAAGGGAGGAGGAGGAAGAAAAGAGGAGGAGGACAGAAGGAGGAGGAAGGAGGGAAGGAGGAGGAGGAAGAAGAGAAAGAAGGACCAGCCCUGAGCGAAGGCUGGUGCUGCUGCUGGUCCUGGUCCGGAGGGGAAGGAAAGCCUCCUCUUCCUCCCUCCUUGCCUUGCCCAAGGGAUGCCUGGCUGCUAGCCCGAUGGGUCUCGGCCGAGGGGGGCCCGGCUGGAGGACCUCGCUGGCCCCUUCCUCCUCCUCCUCCUCCUCCUGCUGGGCAUCAUUCUCUCGCCAUGAGGACCGGCGCCAUCCUCCGGAGCAUCUUCGGCCGGGAGCUGGGCGCCUCCAUCCUCCUGCUGCUGCUGCUGCUCUGCUCCUUCUUUGCGGCUGGCCUGGGCUCGGAGGAAGCGGAGCAAGGGAGACUCCUUGGUGGGAGCACCACCAUCAGCAUCCCGGCCUCUUCAGCCUCGGAGGAGCCUCCUUGGUCCCCUUCUCCCUCCUCUCCCUCCUCCCCUCCGGAGCCCAGAGCCAGCGCAGAGCCCAGCAGCGGUGAUCCUCAGCCCCAGGGCACCCCCAGCCCCCCCUGGCACCCCACAAGGGACCCCCAGCACCCCACUACCUCCGCCCGGCCCUUGGCAGCCUCUUCGGAGCCCUCCUGGCCACCUCCAGAGACUCCAGAGCCCAGCAUCCCCACCACGGGCCUCCCAAGGACCCCCUCGGCCUCCCCCAAGGAAGAGGAAGAGGAAGAGGAGGAAGAAGAUCUGGGGGGCCACAGCGGGACAGACAUCUUUUGCAACUGCAGCUCCAUCGGGAGCAAGGACCCGAGUGGCUGCAACGCGACCACAGGGCAGUGCGAAUGCCACCAAGGCUACACCGGCCAGCUGUGCGACAGAUGUGAAGAACGCUACUACCUGGAGCAAAGCGGUGGGCAUUGCCUUGCCUGUGGUUGCCACCCCGGGGGCUCCGUUUCCUCCACCUGCCUCAACUCUGGAAGAUGCCAAUGCAAAGCCGGCGCCACGGGCCCCAAAUGCGCCGAAUGCCAGGAAGGGUACUCCAAAUUCAACGGGACGACCUGCGAACCUUGCCAUUGCAAUAACCAUUCCUCGAAAUGCGACCCAUGGACAGGCGCUUGCUUGGACUGCCAGGGAAACACAGAAGGCGCCCGCUGCGAGAAAUGCAAAGGGCAGUUCUACCGCAACAACAACUCACAGCUCCACGAGUGUCUCCUUUGCCCAUGCUCCACUGUGACAUCCACCGGCAGCUGCCAGAUACAGUCCGGCUGCCAUGCGCCAACCUGUGACAAGUGCCGACCUGGCUACACUGGACCCCUCUGCAACCAGUGUGCCGAUGGCUACUACAGCUCCGACAGCAUCUGUGUCAGAUGUCAUUGCAAUGGGAAUGUCGACCCAGUCCGGACACCGAGGGUUUGCCAGCUAGAGACGGGAGAAUGCCUCGAAUGCCUCUAUCACACAGCCGGGCCUCACUGCGAAAAGUGCCAGGAGGGUUACACCAAACACUCGGAAGGAGGGAACUGCACCAGGAUAGAAUACGUUCCUGGCCCAGCAGUAAGAGGGUUCGUCCCAUCGGCGCCAAACGUUAGCCCUCCGACGCCUUUACCCACGACGGCUGCCAACGCCACAUUGGCGCAGACGACACCGGCGACCGUUUCCCCCAUCAGCUCCUCAGACAACAGCACCUCCGCUUUGGCCGACGUCUCAUGGACGCAGUUCAACAUCAUCAUCCUCACCGUGAUCAUCAUCCUGGUGGUCCUGUUGAUGGGUUUUGUGGGCGCCGUCUAUACAUACCGCGAAUAUCAGAACAGGAAGCUGAAUGCCCCUUUUUGGACCAUUGAGCUCAAGGAGGACAACAUCAGCUUCAGCAGCUACCAUGACAGCAUCCCCAACGCAGACGUCUCCGGUUUGCUGGAGGACGACGGGAACGAAGUGGCACCCAAUGGACAGCUGACGUUGGCAACUCCCAUGCACAACUACAAAGCGUGAGCGUUUCAAAAUGCAAAGACGCCGUUGAGCAAAUCCAUGGAGAGCUCCUUGGCAGAAGAACCGGUGAAGGAGACCGGUAUUAUCUCUGAAGGAACUUCGUAUGUUCUUGCGAUGGUCAUGGCACCAGCGUUGAGGUCAAUACAAGAAGAGAGCUAGCCAGAAGAAAGGAGUUUCAGGUCAAGUCCCAGGUUGCACUGAGUCCGUCGUUCUCCACCAAACCAUGGAUUGUGACUUUAAGUAUUUAAGAAAAUAAAAACCUUGCUUCGAAAUAUAUUUUUGUAGGGAAUGACGAAGUCUUACCAAGGAGUCAUCUCAUAGCGAACCCAAAACUGUGUUGACACUGGAGCUUAAUUUUUCAGGUCCUGUUUCGGAGAGCGACGACGGACUUAUAGGAAAUGGAUCUUGGACAAACUUUGUUUUGGAAAAGGGGGAGACCAAAACUUUGUUUCAUGCCUUGAAAGAGUUUUGCUAUUUAAAUAAUAUUAAUAACGAUAAUAAUGAAAGUAUACAUUUUCCCAAAUGACCGGAGACUUACUGAUACAAACCCACAGCAACCGAAGUGUUUUGUUUUGGAGCUGACUCUGGGAAUACAGAGAAGGAAUCCAUCUCUCUCUCUCUUUUUGGAGAAUUAGGUGUUGGCGAACUACUUUCUUUGUUUGAGAACUUCCUUCCAAGGCGAUAAUGUUAUUUAAAAUGCAGGAGUCCAUUUAUUUUCUUAGCUUUAUUGAACCCGGAUUCUCCCAAAGGAUGCCAGCAAGACACGGCAGGUUCCUCUUUUAAGAGUCUCCGAUCUCCGAAGUGGAAGCGGCCCGUCUUCAGAAUGUAAUAAAGACCCCUUGGCGUUGUAUUUAUAUAACUAUUUGUACAAAGGUAUCCCAGGACAAAAUCCCUUAGGUUUUAUCUGUACAGUGAUCCAUGACGUUGUAAAACAACAACAACCGGAACCAACGAGGCGAGCAAGUAUUGUAUUAAAGCCCUGUAAAUUUAGGUGGCAAUGCCUUUGGAGCUGGGUCUCCGACGAAGGUUAGUUGCUAAUUUUUUCCUCUUCUAUGAUAAUAUGAGUAAAUUUGUGUCUUAACUUGAGCAUUUCUCUUCCUUGCAUUGUUUGAAUCCUUUCUCCUUCACCAAAACCCCCAAAGAAAUCGUAGGUCAUGCAGAUUUCUGGCAAUCGGACGCGAGGUUCAGUUCAUCCACAGUUACACAAAAUGUAGGAACAUGUCUCCAAUUUGCAAGAAAGCCUAUAGAACCUAUUAGGAACCUUGAAUAGUCUCACUUGUCGUAGUCAUUUGAACCUUUUAAAGGUUGAGCUGCUUAACCUAUUGAGUUGCUACUCCUUCCUCCUCUUGCGACCCGCGUCUGCUUGUUGUUACUAUAGGGGCCCUUUGAGUCAUUUCUGACUUAUGGCAACCUUGAAGUGAAGUGAUCACAGAGGAGUUUAUCACAUGAAGGAGAUCGGGAGUUUAUUCCGUGAAUAUCCCGGAAAAAUCACACAGGUUACGCAAAACGAUUUCACACGCCGUCGCACAAAACCCGCCCUUAAAGUCACAAAGAAGCAUUCAUACGCAUCACUUGACUUUUGGGAUGUCAGCGACCAUGCGUUUCUGACAUCGCUCUAUUCGCGAGAUUGCGUGUGAUCAUCAUUCGCGCAAUUACCCGCCAUUUUAGCUUUAGCCGCGGGGUGCUUUAAAUGCGCUUUAAUCUCACUUUAUUGCCGAAAUUAGCCCCAGUGUGAUAUACUCCGAAAUUGGCCCUCUCAGUUAGGAAAGAAUGGGUCGCUUGAGAGCAAGGAUGUGCCUUGGAAAGGAUGCACUUUGCAAGGAUGUGCCUUGCAAGGAUGUGCUUUGCAAGGGUGCGCUUUGCAAAGAUGUGCCUUGCAAGGAUGCGCCUUACAAGGAUGCACCUUACAAGGAUGCGCUUUGCAAGGAUACGCCUUAAAAGGAUGCACCUUACAAGGAUGCGCUUUGCAAGGAUACGUCUUGCAACGGUGCAUUUUUGCACCUCCAAAAGCCGUUCUCUAGUUCUCCAAAGCCAUGGUGGCCAGUAUGUCUUCCUUCGGCUAUGAUUUUAAUCCACAGGAUGGAUUUUGAGCCGUACCCAUCCAUAACCGCAGCCGGUUUGGACAAAGGCAAGGCUAUUAUGGACGUGGCAUUAGAAUUAGAGUCCCAAUGUUGGCUUUUGCAUCUCCAUUUUCUUCUACGGAUUCAAGAAAUGGACGAAAUUAAAAUUUAAAUCUAAUGAACUACCCUAGUUAGGAAUAACUGCAUGGCCUUUAUUUAAAUUGCAUGAAUCGUUUAGCAAAAUAGGCGCCGGAUUAAUUAGAUCAGGCCUAAAUACUUUACCAAAUAGGUGAGCAUCCCAAGGUUCACUAGUCCUUUGCGAUUGUGCGUCUUUAUCUUUAUCAAGGGAUUGUGCGCAUAACAAAGACUACAAUUCGAGAUUAAAAUAAAAAGGUGGGGAAGAAACCAAUGCAACCUUCUGAACCUCUUAAGCGACCCUUUUAUUUAUUACUCAAUCACAUAACAAAGAUUUGGGUUUACUCUUGCAAUACAAGUUGCACUUCGAAUGCAACCCGUCCGCUAUAUUUAUUCCCCAUCCGUCUGUCUGUCCGUCCGGUGCAUAUUUGGGCAAAUUGCCUUGUUUUUUGGGGGGCAAAAAAAC